This is a messenger RNA of Schistocerca gregaria, 12068 nucleotides long. RefSeq names its product ankyrin repeat and KH domain-containing protein 1-like. Gene Ontology annotation, cellular component: cytoplasm. The record is from RefSeq and is a predicted model, not a curated record. Gene Ontology annotation, molecular function: protein binding; RNA binding. The transcript has 42 exons. Gene Ontology annotation, biological process: innate immune response. NCBI's taxonomy places the organism in Eukaryota, Metazoa, Arthropoda, Insecta, Orthoptera, Acrididae. Bases 205 to 10833 code for a protein of 3542 amino acids.
GAGUUUUAUAUGUUUGCCAAUAGAUGGCAGGCAAGGUUUCCUUGGUUGAGGCAUCCGGGAACUUUACCAUAGUAGACAUGGCGGGUAUUAACUUGCGUGAAUGACGGAGAUAGUAAUAGAAAUAUUGCCAGGAUACUGUGUAUUUGUGUAUUCUGUGAGUUGUAAACGCAGUUUGAUGUAAUUUAGAAAUUAGUACACUUAAAAAUGCAGAAUGUAGCACAAGGAUCCACGUCAGAUAACCAAAAACUUGAAAAAGUGAAUGUACAGCACGAUAUAGGGAAAUCGUCGACUCCCAUAUCUUCUAACUCGAGCCCAACGAAAUCUGAAACGGAGACGUAUUCAGAACUGCAGCCGAGAUUUAUGACUGAUUCGUCAGAAAGCGAGGAGGACGACGUUUCUGAGGUUGAAUCGUUUGUUAUCGAUCAAGCGGAGUUGGACGAAGAGACACGCUUGGAAACCUCAAAGUUCCUGUCUCCUGAAGAGACAAUAGAGCCAUCUGUGGACCCAGAAACUCAAGCACGGCUCGAAGCUCUUCUUGAAGCAGCAGGUAUUGGAAAAUUAUCUGCAGGAGAUGGGAAACAUCUAGCAGAUCCGGAGGUCUUGCGGCGCUUGACUUCUAGUGUAUCUUGCGCAUUGGACGAGGCAGCAGCUGCCCUAACACGUAUGAGGAGUGAAAACCCACGCCAGCAACCUGAAAGGUCACUAGUUGAGGCUUGUACUGACGGAGACGUUGGAACAGUACGCAAACUGCUGACAGAAGGGAGAAGUGUCCACGAGACGACGGAAGAGGGGGAGAGCUUGCUCUCAUUGGCGUGUUCGGCCGGUUACUACGAGCUAGCUCAGGUGUUACUGGCCAUGCAUGCCAAUGUAGAGGAUCGAGGGAUCAAGGGUGACUGCACACCCUUGAUGGAAGCUGCAUCAGCGGGUCAUGUAGAUAUAGUGAGAUUACUCAUUGCACACUCUGCUGAUGUGAAUGCCCAGUCAUCGUCAGGCAACACACCUUUAAUGUAUGCUUGUGCUGGAGGCCAUGAAGAAGUGGUAAGGACACUUCUUGAAAACUCUGCUAAUGUUGAAGAUCAUAAUGAAAAUGGCCAUACUCCCCUGAUGGAAGCAGCCAGUGCGGGUCAUGUUGGUGUUGCAAGGAUUCUGUUGGAACAUGGUGCAGGAAUCAAUACCCACUCCAAUGAGUUUAAGGAAUCAGCACUGACUCUUGCCUGCUAUAAGGGACAUUUAGACAUGGUGCGGUUUUUGCUGGAAGCUGGAGCUGAUCAGGAACAUAAAACUGAUGAGAUGCAUACAGCUCUCAUGGAAGCUUCUAUGGAUGGUCAUGUGGAAGUUGCCAGAUUACUCCUUGAUUCUGGGGCACAGGUAAACAUGCCCACAGACAGCUUUGAGUCGCCUUUGACUCUUGCAGCCUGCGGUGGUCAUGUAGAUUUAGCAAUGCUCCUAAUUGAAAGGGGUGCGAACAUUGAAGAAGUGAAUGAUGAGGGCUACACACCACUAAUGGAAGCUGCACGUGAGGGACAUGAAGAAAUGGUUGCACUCCUGCUUAGUCAAGGUGCCAAUAUCAAUGCACAGACUGAAGAGACUCAGGAAACAGCUCUAACUUUGGCCUGUUGUGGAGGGUUCACGGAAGUUGCAGACUUCCUUCUCAAAGCAGGUGCAGACAUUGAAUUGGGAGCCUCAACUCCACUUAUGGAAGCUGCGCAGGAAGGCCACCUAGAACUGGUCAAGUUCCUUUUGGAAAACAAUGCUGAUGUGCAUGCUCAGACACAGACAGGAGAUACAGCUCUCACGUACGCCUGUGAGAAUGGCCAUACUGAUGUGGCAGAACUCUUGCUUCAGUAUGGUGCAGAUUUGGAGCAUGAAUCAGAAGGUGGUCGAACUCCACUUAUGAAGGCUUGUCGUGCUGGACACAUGUGCACAGUACAGUUCCUCAUUUCAAAACAUGCAGAUGUCAAUCGUCAGACUACAAAUAAUGACCAUACCCCUCUGUCAUUGGCCUGUGCUGGAGGACAUCUAGCAGUUGUGGAGCUGCUGUUAGCACAAUCAGCUGAUCCUUUUCAUAAAUUGAAGGACAACUCAACAAUGCUGAUUGAGGCAGCAAAAGGUGGUCACACCAAUGUGGUUCAGUUGUUGCUGGAUUAUCCCCAUUCCAUCAUGAUGAGUACCCCCCAUCCACACAGUGUGCCAACAUCAAGUGGAGCUGUUCAAGGCAGUGGUGUUGGUGUGGUUGGGACGAUAGCAGAUUCUGGUGGAGGGGUCAUCGAAGUGCCUCCACCUAAUAUACACCCUGUGGCACCAACACCAUCAUCAGGGGCAGCAAAAAUUACUGCAAGCCAGGCUGGGCGACUCGUAGAACAUCUUGCGCAGCAAAAACACAAUACUCAAAAAUCAUUGUUGAGAAAAAGUCGUUCUUCUGCCAUGAUGAAUGACAGUAGUCUCACCUCAGCAGAAGUCCAGCAGGUACGAAAUCAGCCUCUUGGAGAUGGUUCCAGCAGCAGUGCUGGUGUUGGAGUUCUGUCAAAAGAUGAGCCUAAUAUUUUAGACAAAGGGAGUACACCUGCUCUAGUGGAUGUUGAGAAGGCUUGGAAGCAGCAUGCAGCUAGGGAGGAUCAGAUACUACAGAAACAACAAAUUCUGGAAGAACUUCAGAGGGUUGAAAGAGAAUUACAAGAAAAAGGUCCCAAUCAGCUGCUGUUGCCAGAUGGCAGCCUUGGGCUUACAAGUGCUUCUGUGAUACCUGUGGCUCAACCCCUUGGGCUGAACAUCGAUCUCAGUCCACAGCCAUUGGCAACUCAAGGUAUGGUUUGUGCAUCAGGUGUCUCAGGGACACUAUUCCAUCAGGGGCCGAAUAAUACCAUCUCUGUGCAUAAUGCAUUUUAUACGGGUGGCAGCCAGCCAUUAGCAGGUAGUUGCCAACAGCCACAACAAGCCCAGCAGCAGCAGCAGCAGCAGCAGCAACAGCAGCAGCAGCAGCAGAAGUCUUUGACUCUGGUAGCAACAGGUCGUGAUGGGGGCUUCAUAGCUACUUCUGGUCCUUAUCCCCCACCACCUCCUGCUGCACAACCUCAGUCACAGCCACCGCCUCCACCGCAGCAACAACCUGCAUCAACUGUUCCUCAGCAGCAGCAGACAAUCUCUGCAAGCUCAGAUGUUGUUCAGUCCACAGCCAUAAGUGACCGGCCUAAAGCAAAACCUGUCUCAAAGAAGGAAGUGAAGAACCUCCGUAAGCAGCAGCAACAGGCAUACCAAGCAGCUAUGCAGCAUCACCAGCAGCAACAGCAGAUGAUGCAGCAGCAGCAACAACAACAAAAACAGCAGCAGCAGCAGCAGCAGCAGCCUCCACCACCACCACCUCCGCAGAUACAGCAGCAGCAACAGCAACAGCAACAACUGCAGCAGCAACAGCAACAGCAACAACUGCAGCAACAACUGCAGCAGCAGCAGCAGCAGCAACAGCUGCAGCUGCAGCAGCAGCAACAGCAACAACUGCAGCAGCAGCAGCUGCAGACACAACAGUUGCAGCAGCAGCAGCAAGUCCAACAUCAGCCACAGACAACCACCCAACAAAAACAUGUUCAUUUCCAUAAUAUGAACUUCAGUCACCAACUUCAAACUACGGCUGAACAAGCACUGCAUGAGCAGCAGCAGGAGCAGCAGCAGUCGCAGCAGCAGCAGCAGCAGCAGCAGCAGUCACAGCAGCAGUCGCAGCAGCAGCAACAGCAGCAGUCACAGCAGCAGCAGCAGCAGCAGCAGUCGCAGCAGCAGCCGCCGCUAUCGCCACACUCCAUAUUGAAGAACAGUCUGCAACCAACCUCAUUGUUGGCACCUCAUGUAAUGGUGCAGUUGACACAGUUAGAUCCUGGCAUGGUGCCAACAACUCCCCAGCAACUAAACCAGGUGUUGCAACAAAAGCAACAGCUACGUACCUUACAACAACAGAUACUGCCACAACCUGGUAUGGAGCACACAGAUCUGUCUGGUCUGUUGUCGGACCAACAGCAGCAUUGUCCAAUACUUGCUGCAGCUGCAGAAGAAGCACUGGCAUUAGUGGAUAAGGCCUCAAAGCUUCAAUCUAGGCUUGAAAUUGAUGGUGAUUUCAGCAUUGAUGCUGUUGACAUAGCUGCAGCAUUCGCUGCUGGUGUGGCUGCUGGUGCUGCAGCUAGUUCCGGUGAUCGUGAGGAUCUUAAACUUCCGGUGCCAAGUAGCCAGACUGCAGCUCAAGGACAACAGUAUUCAGCAACCCAGAUGGAUGAGGCCAUCUCAGUUAUGUCCCAAGGACCUGUACAAGUUGGAACUACGCAGACGGAUGUUGCAAGAGUUGAAUAUUACGUACCUUCCACUGCUGCCCAGAUACCAGGACUGCAGGUGCAGCAUGGGUCUGGGCUGCACCUGCAGUAUCAACAGUAUCAGCUCACAACUGGUCUUCACGUGGCAACAAGUGGUGUCCAGUCACUCGAAGUCACUGGCGGGAUCCAGAUUACAGGGUCAGCUGCAACUCCUCUGCAGACAACGCAAAUACUAAAUCCCAGAUUAGGUUCUGCCUUUCAGUCACAACUGCUGUUGCAGACACCACAACUAGCUUUUCCAGGACAAGCACUGCCUCCACCAGAAUCUGGGUCAGAAGUUUCUGUGAGUUCGGGCCAGUUGCAAACUCAAGCUCAACAACAGGCACAGGCAUCUCAGCAGCUACAACAGCAACAGCAGCAGCAGCACCACCAUCACCACCACCAUCACCAUCAACCACAAACGCAGCAGCAGCAGCAGCAGCAGCAAAUACCAUCACCCCAACAACAGCAGCAACCUCCACCACCACAGCAGCAACAGCAACACCAUUCACAGCCAUAUGUGCUGCAGCAGCAGUGCUCUGCAGUGCAGGUCCAAGUUGCAACACAGACGCAGGCUACAAAUGACAAAAAAGCAAGUGUUGCAUCAAUUUCUGUGCCUGUAUCCACAACUGCUCCUGCUACUGCUGUUGCUGCUGCUCCCCCUCAGACAACAACAGGGAAAGGCAAGAAGUUAAGAUAUCCCCUCACAUUACGCCAGCCACCAAAUCAGCAAGGAACUGCAGCUGCUCCAGCAUUUAGUUCGCAGAAUAUAAACUCCAGUCUAGAAUGGUUUGAGAAAGGUGAGGUUGUGGCGCAAGAGUGUAAUGGUGCGUGUGUUUCGGGAGUAGCUGCAGCUUCAACAGCUAUGGGGUCAAGAACAGCUUCUGGGGGCACACCUCAGUGCCCCCAAGCCCCUUUCUCCUGUAUGGAUGUUGAUUCAGAGACUGAUAGUAACCAUGAUACAGCACUAACGCUAGCCUGUGCCGGUGGUCAUGAGGAACUUGUUGAACUGCUGCUUUCACGUGGAGCUGAUAUAGAACACAGAGAUAAGAAAGGAUUCACACCAUUAAUUUUGGCAGCCACAGCAGGACAUGAAAAAGUAGUAGAAAUACUGUUAAAUCAUGGUGCAGAGAUAGAAGCCCAGUCGGAGAGAACUAAGGAUACACCACUCUCUCUUGCCUGUUCAGGAGGUCGUUACGAGGUCGUGGAAUUAUUAUUACAAAGAAAUGCUAAUAAAGAACACCGUAAUGUCUCAGACUAUACGCCACUAAGUUUGGCGGCAUCUGGUGGAUAUGUUAAUAUAAUUAAGCUCCUUUUGGCGCAUGGAGCAGAAAUAAACUCUCGCACAGGUAGCAAGCUAGGCAUAUCUCCUCUCAUGUUGGCUGCAAUGAAUGGCCAUACUGCUGCGGUAAAACUACUGCUUGACAUGGGGAGUGACAUCAAUGCUCAAAUUGAGACUAAUCGCAACACAGCCCUCACACUAGCAUGUUUCCAAGGACGACAUGAAGUGGUGAGUCUUUUGCUGGAUCGCAAGGCAAAUGUUGAGCAUCGAGCAAAGACAGGUUUAACACCACUAAUGGAAGCUGCAAGUGGUGGCUAUGUCGAAGUUGGUCGUGUCCUACUGGACAAGGGUGCUGAUGUAAAUGCACCACCUGUGCCUUCAUCACGUGAUACAGCACUGACAAUAGCUGCCGACAAGGGUCAUUGUCGGUUUGUGGAACUUCUACUUUCAAGAGGUGCUCAGGUUGAAGUGAAGAACAAGAAGGGCAACUCGCCACUCUGGUUAGCAGCAAACGGUGGACACUUAAAUGUCGUUGAGCUGUUAUACAAUGCUGGUGCAGACAUUGAUUCUCAGGAUAACAGGAAAGUUUCUUGUCUGAUGGCAGCCUUCCGGAAAGGUCACAUGAAAGUUGUAAAAUGGAUGGUCAAUCAUGUAACUCAGUUCCCAAGUGAUCAAGAAAUGACUAGAUACAUUUCAACUGUCAGUGACAAGGAGCUGUUAGAAAAGUGCCAAGACUGUGUGAAGAUCAUUCGAGCAGCAAAAGACCAACAAGCAGCCAAAGCAAACAAAAAUGCCAGCAUCUUAUUGGAAGAACUCGACAUGGAAAAAACUAGAGAAGAAUCAAAGAAGGCAGCCGCAGCUCGAAGGCGAGAACGGAAGAAGAAGAAGAAACUUGAGAAGAAAGAAGAAAAGCGGAAGCUUCAUGAAGAAAACAAGAAGAAUGAAAUUCUGUACCAAGAAAAUGAACAAACAACAAAAAAAGAUGAUGAGGAGGAGGAGGAAACUGAGAGACCUGAAGAGAAUGAAGCAGAAGAUUUGGGUGCCCAAUGUUGUGAUGACAAUGUUGGUACAGAUAGUCCAGUACGCAAUGGUGAUGUACUAGACAAAGAAGAGGGAGACAGUGGUAUCGAUGCAAAUAGCCAAGGAAGUUGCAGCAGCAAUGAUGUUAAAUCAAAAGAGAAACGAAAAGAUAAGAAGAAGAAGAAAGGCCCUAGUGCAAGUACAUCGACAUCCCCAAGUGGGGGAAGUGGCAGUAGCAAUAACAGCAAUGCAAAGCCUCCUGAAAAGGAGCCAGCACUACAUCCUCCUGGAUCAGCUCACUUGGAGGCAACCUCUUCUCGCCCAUCCGUUAGUAGUUCAACCAAGACUCGUGAACAGCCUAGCUUGUCGUCAGUUUCUGGCUCUGCAACUGACAAUAAAGAUCGUAAAGAAGCCACAGCUCAAGAUUCCAAAUCUGCUACCCGCAGUAGCCAACAAGGUGAACGGAAAAUUAAAGGUCAUCUAGUAUUUGAGGCUUCUAGGCCACAUCCUGCUGAGAGGGAGGAUUUUGAAGCAACUGGCAACGAAACAUAUGUGCCUGCUAGUAAAGGGAAGAAAAAUUCUUAUAUGAAUCAUUACUGUGAUGCUGAGUCAAGUCUGAGCAGCAACAAAAGUGGUAUGAGCACCACAAGUCCAAAACAGAGUGGCAAGCGGGAGGAAGGGUGGAAAGAAGUUGUCCGGAAGUAUCUAAAUUCCCCAUUUAGGUCCAAGAAGGUUUCUGUGCCCUUGAAUGCCAUCAGUCGGGUCAUUGGCAGAGGUGGAAGCAACAUCAAUGCCAUCCGUGGUGCUACUGGAGCACACAUUGAAGUGGAGAAACAGAGCAAAGGCCAAGGCGAAAGGAUAAUUACAAUAAAAGGUUCUGCUGAAGCAACAAGACAGGCACAUACUCUUAUUGCUGCUUUGAUCAAGGAUCCUGAUGUGGAUAUAUUGCAAAUGCUUCCAAAGUCGGCAAAGCUGUCAGUUGUAUCCAUGUCUUCAUGGGACAAAUCAGCAAUGGCACCAAAGUCAAAAACUGCAUCUGCCAAGUCUGGUGGGUCUGUGACGCUGCAAGGAACAUCAAUUCUUGGAACAGGGCCGUCUUCAUUGCUCAGCAAGCCAGUACCUGCAGUUGUAGGUGCACCGGUACCACUGUUCACUUCUUUGCGGUCAGCACCAGCUUCAAAAUUAAGUGGAUCAUUUCCUCCUCCAGUAACAAGAGGGACAGCUCCACGCCAUGUUGCAGCAGCAGAGAAACGUGCAGCUGCGGCUGCAGCUGCUGCUGCAGCUCAGAUGGCUGCGGCUUCAAAUACAAAAACUACAAUGUCAUAUACCUCAGCCAUCAUGACAUCGGGCCGCACAUCAAAAGCAGCUAGUAGCAGUACACCACCGACAUUUGCAGCAAAACUAACAGAGGCACCACCACUGCAGGUUCCUGGAGGCCUUCCAAGUUCAACAAAGUUAUCUCGGGUGGUAUCUCAGCCUACUUCAUUACCGGCAGCAAGCCAAACUUCUAUAUUGCUGCAGCAGCAACAGCACCACCAUCACCACCAACAGCAGCAGCAGCAGCAAGCUGCUUCUCCAAAACAUCAUAGGCCUUCCACUCAGCAGUCAACAACAGCAACAUCGACGACGAUGACUACUACUACUGCCACUACUACUGCCACCACAACUACCAGCACUAGUACCACUACCACUACCACUGCCACCAACACGAACACCACAACUUCAGCUUCCAGCUCUCAAGUACCUGGAGUUCCCCAACCAGGUGGUUUUCAGAUCACACCUGGUAAGGCACCAUUUCCAUCAGCAACCACACCAGCAACCAGUGCUUCAGUUUCGGCACCUGCUGCUAGUCAGCCUCAGGUGACAGUGGCCUCAACAACAGCUACUGCACGUGUUGGUACACCACAGCCACAGCAAGCAGUGUCAGUACAACAGUCACCACCACAGCAGCAGCAGCAGCAGCAGCAGAUGUCACAACAGUGUCAACAGCAACAAAACGUGACACAGAGUGGUCAGCAGCAGACUUCACUAGCACCUCCACCGCCCCCACCUCCAGCGACUCCGCAGCAGUCACAGAUACAUCAGCAGCAGGUAAUUUCUCAGCCUCAGCAGCAGCAGCCCCACCACCACCACCACCACCACCACCACCAACAGCAGCAGCAGCAGCAGCAGCAGCAACAACAACAGCAGCAGCAGCAGCAGCAGCAACAUCAGCAACAGCAACAACAGCACCAACAGCAGCAGCAACAUCAGCAGCAGCACCAUCACCACCAACAGCAACACCACCACCAGCAACAGCAGCAUCACCAUGUACAACAGCAACAGCAGCAGCAGCAGCAGCAACAACAAUCAUUGCAACAACAGUCAUCUCAGCAGCAGCCGCAACAGCAUCACCAUCACCACCACCACCACAACCAGCAACAGCAGCAGGCACAACACCAACACCACCAGCAGCAACAACACCAGAUUGUGCAACAGCAGUUGACACAAGCACAGCACCAACAAGCUCAGCCGCCAUCUCCAGAAACACAGCAGGUUUCUGUUGCAGCCCCAAAUGCUGCUCCACUUGAAUACUCUUUGUUCAAUGACAACUUCACAAAGGUGGCUCAGCAGUCAAUGUGGGGAAGAGACAGUGAAGCAACAAAAACCAUUAUGAAUUUUGCAAGUGUUGCAGCAACUGGUGGUGCCCCAGGAUCAGGAUCUAGCAGCUCUAGCACGAAGUUCCUUGAAAACGUCCCUCCUCAGGUUGAUGCUGCAAAGGCACCUGGCUAUCGCGGAAAUGCUGUAUGCUCCCCAGUUUCAUCAAAAACGAGCAGCAAUAGCACAACUCCACCAUCCCUCUCUGCUGCACCAGGACCACAGUACCAGAAUGCACCCACCUUUUCAGCAGAGUCUAUAGGGCCAUGUCUUAACCAUCCAAAUAAGCCACCCCAACAACAGGCUUCACCAGGUGGAGCUGGGGAUGCAGUAUUUGGUGCUGCACGCAGUGGUUUCCCAACAGCUGAACUUGCCCAACCUCGUGUCCCUCCAUCUCAUGACCAUGGUCCUGGACCUGCUAUUUUUGCAACUCCAGAACAGCAAACACAGCUUUUGAAAAUGGUUCCACCUGGACCAGGACCUGUUUCAGAACCUCAGUUGCUAGCUCCAUUUCAUCCUCAUCACCACCACCACCAUCAGCAGCAGCACCAUCAUCAUCAUGCUCCCCCUGUGACAACUGUGAGUAUGUCAAGACUCAAUCCCCGAGCUCCAGAUUUCAGCCUUCACCUUCCACCUGGUAAGGCUCAGCAACAGCAGCCACAACAGGCACCGCCACCAGGUGCAUUUGCUUCAGGAUAUCAUAAUAGAGCUCCACCACCUCCCUCAUCUGCUCCUGGGUUAGCUGCAGUUCUGCCUGGACUCUCUGGUGUUCCAUUUGCAGCACCUGGACCAGCAGGGAAACAGCCUCCUGGACCAUAUGGUGGCCAUGGUGCAGCUGGUGCUGGAGGAAAUCCACGGUGGCAGUUGUAUGGGCAGCCAUACCAUGGACCAGGACCACAUCAUCCUGCAGAUGUUGUUGGGCAGCUUGGCUUUCCUUCUGGUGCAAUAGCUCAUUUGGCUAGUCUAGCAGCUGGGCUCCCUGGCUCGGCAGACUUGCUUGCUGGUCUUGAAAAUGGAAGUGGUGGAUCGCCACCACCAUCACCUGCUGGAGGUGCAGGUGAUGGAAGAUCGACAGAAGACCGCAAAAUCCGGCCAAUAGGCACUGAACGUGCUAGCUGGAAGAACCUUGUCAAUAAUGUCGCUGGUGAUCCUGACUGGAUGCUAGGUGCAGCUGAGCCAAAGGUGUGGCCUGGACAUACCGUGGAUCGGGGUCAUCCACAACAGCAGCAGCAGCAACAGCAGCAGCAACAGCAACAACUUUUCAGAACUAAUCCAUCACAUUAUGGUCGUCUGCCUUCUGCUGAUGAUUUGCAGCAUAUGGUAGAAGCUCCUUUCCAGGCAGGACAUCCAGAGAACCAACACUCAUUCCAUAAUGGCAGUGGCACAGUAGCAGCCUUGUCGUUAAUGCAUCAUGGUCUUCCGCUGAUGCCACAAUUUGGAGUUGCUGGUGCAGGAGCAGGAGCUAGUGCAGAUAUGGAUGCUGUUAAAAUGGAAGCUCCCAGUUGGGGCUUGCAAGAUGUUCAGGAGAAGCCACAUCAAUGGCAUGCCAAAUGGAGUCAUUAAGGAAGAAAUUCAGCAUAAUGUUCAGACGUGAAGCUAGUUAAAGACGUAUAUCUUCUAAACAUGAACUUUUUUAUUAAAAAGAUCCAUCUGUAGCUUAUAAAAAUGCUUUGGUCUUUUCACCUAGUGUUUGGGAUACAGACCUCUGGUAGCUUAUUAGAAACCCCAAUCAGGAAACUCGUGCAAUUGAAAAUUCAUUUGGUUUCUAGGUAUUUUACUUUGACCCAGUCCAUGUUUUGCUAAUGGCUUGCCAAAACAGGCCACAUUUAUAGUUGACAUGCAUUAAAGCAAGUUCGCUUGUACCCAGUCUAUGGGUUUAUGUUGCACUUGUCAACUCGUGGCUCAAUGAUGGAACUUGUCCCUCUCUUAAUAUAUGAUUGUUGUGGGUGCCGCUGUAAUAUUGUAGCUAUGAGGCGCGUCGGAAAUUAGCGGUUAAUGAAUUCGGUGUAUAUAACUAUUUUGUGAACCAAGAGAUACUGUAGCUCAUCUUUCAAAAAUAAGUUCUUUGCAUGUUUCGUCCUUUAUUUGAUAAUUGCUUUGUAGUUUAAGAAAUAAAAGAAUACAGAUUUAUCUGCAAUGAAUUUUUUUCCUCUCUCUUCCCAUAGUUAUGUGAUAAGCAAAGAACUGUUCUUCAUUUUUUAUUUAGUAAGGGAACUGUUGGUCUUCAGUUUUCUGCAGUUUACCUAUACUGUCAAUCUAGUUUGGACAACAUGAGAAAAGGAAUAGAGAGUAAAUAAUAUAAAUAUGGUAGUAUUGCUGCAUAUAGAUUUGGCUGCUCUUGAAGCCUGGGUUAUGGAGUUUGUUCAAGUGUUCAUUUUAUGUAAUGAUGGAACAUUUGUGUUCUCCAAGCGUAUUUUGAUCGCAUUAUAAUAAAUAUAUACGUACGUACAUAUAUAUAAAUACAAGUGAGAAUGCAGAAAUGUAUUGGAAAAUAUUCUUUACCAAUUAAUGAUACAAAAGGAAAGGAGUUGACUAACAUUUCUUCCCUUUGUGUUUUGUUAAUCUCGUUUUGAAGGUGUAUUGCACACCUGUUCAUCUAUGAUGAUCAUGGGGCUCAGCCCACUUAAUUAUGAUGUUGAGCUGUGAGGCAGACUGUGUCCUUCAAGGUAUUGCCUUAUUGCACAAGUAGCCCUUGAAGGGAUUGUUGCCACACUUCCACAGAUGUAGGGAUAUUCAGUAAGUGGAUUAUGUAUAAUUGCUUGUACAUGAAGACUUAAAUAUAUCUUUAUGCACUGUGA